This is a messenger RNA of Rhincodon typus (whale shark), 1634 nucleotides long. RefSeq names its product C2 domain-containing protein 3-like. Gene Ontology annotation, cellular component: centriolar satellite; centriole. The transcript has 9 exons. Gene Ontology annotation, biological process: centriole elongation; cilium assembly. The annotation marks the transcript as partial. The record is from RefSeq and is a predicted model, not a curated record. NCBI's taxonomy places the organism in Eukaryota, Metazoa, Chordata, Chondrichthyes, Orectolobiformes, Rhincodontidae.
GCCACGCUGGUCAUCUUACCGCUGGCGCUGGUGCUAGGAGCGGGAUUGAAUCGAACGGAGUGGUUUGUGGUGGGAAGCGGUUCCAGUUACUGUAAAUACCAUGUGUAGGAAAGUACCGGGAAAACAAUGAAAACCAAAAAAACUAAAGCGGUGAAACUCGGAAAGAAAAGCAAAGGAAUUAGUGAUGUCUUGCCAUCUACUAGUCUGCCACCACUUGUUGAAGGCCAGGUUCAAUAUUUUCUAAGGGUAACAGUUAGUAAAAUCUUGUGGAUCAUUCCCAGGCCUCCAGCCGCCCCACUUGUUAGACUGCACUGGUGGGGUGAAACCUCCUGUGGUACCCUGUUUCGACCUGGAGAUGUUUCACAUGCUGAACGGAAAUCUUUGAAAACGACUGCACGAUAUGCUGUUCGUUGUGGAUUAAAACAAUUCACCUCUUAUCUCACAGAUAUGGGAAUAUUGGUAUUGGAGGUGAUGGAAAAACCUGACCAUCUUCCUAUUGGCCGAGUUGAAAUUAAUGGAAUACCACAGCUUUCAACAACCCAUGGGAUUAGUGGGUUCUUCAAAAUGCUUUCACCCACCUCUGAGAAACUUGGAGAAGUACAGGUGUCACUUGCUCUGGAACCUCUGUCAGACAUUUGCGACAGCAGCAGCAGUUCUGUGCCAAACACAGACACGAGUAUGGAUGGUGCAGUUUCUGUCCAAAGCUCUGCGGUAUUGCAUAGUUCAAAGGCAGGAUCUUUUGAAAAUCUCGUUGAACUUCCUCCUCACAAAUCAUCCAUAACUGUUGCAAGUAGAAAAGAGUUGCUGCAAAGUAGCACCUGUAAUACCCCAAGAGGAAGAGACCAUGUGUAUUUCCAGGAAAAUGCCAAAAUUACUCAGACUGUUUCAUCUGAAAAUAAGCAGUCCCUGAGUUCAGCCUCUAUUGCUCCUGCUGAGGCAUUUGAGGCUGGUAACAAGCAGACUGCAGCACGAGUAUUGCUAACAGAUAACCAAUCCUCCAAAAACCUUAUUUCAGUUCUAUUGGACCGAGGCAGCAAACUACGAAAUGCGAUGGUGGUUUCUGCUAUGCAAACUGUUCCUGACAGUGUAUCUGCAUUGGUGGACAUUCCUUAUGUGGAUCCGUAUCAGGACGUUAGCAAGCCAAUAUCGAAAAAAGCGUCUCCUUCAGGAAAAUUGCUUGACAACUUACCAGUAUCUGAAGCUACUUCCAUAACCAAAGCUUCUUUAUUGCCUUCCCCUGAGCACCCAUUAAAAGAAGUCCAUCCAAACACAGACGCCACAGCUAUCAAGUUACUCCUCGGGAGCACUGACUCUAUCCCUCUUCAUUACUGGGAUGGCCUGGGCUCUCCUCCAGAGUCUCUAUCUGCAGGAAACAGUGUUUUAGAUGAAAGUGAACUGAAUGAUCCUCAUUAUGAUCAGAGCCUGUUGGAACAUCUCUUCUACAAGAAUUCUAAAUCUGAAAGUAGUGCUAGUGACUUUACUAGUGAAGAUGAGGAGUUGGACCUCUCAAAGGAAAAACUGAAACAGCAGUCUCUUUGCAAAGCUGAUAUGCAUAAUCAGCACAGUCUAUCCCAUAAUGCUUCAGAUCACAAUGUUACUAAUUUGAAUCAAAAUGGGGAAGGACAGAGUACCAG